GUUUCCCGAUAGGGUUUUUUUUUGCGGAGUUUGUGUCUUUUUAGCUUUGGGUUCGAUGUUUUGGUUCGAUUAAUCGUUUUAUAGGGAAUAAAAAAAAGCCUCAUAACUAUAGGAACGGGAUAAUAAAUUGCUAACCGAAAUGAAUCCGCCCCAAAAAUUAAAAACCUUCGCGCUAGUUUGACUCGAAAGUAUGGGGUGUGACAACUUUCUUUAUUGACACGACAGCAAUGUUGGGUCAUAUUCUUGAAUGUGGAGGGCACCCUUAUGAUGCAGUGUUAUUGGCUGAGAAAUCAGCUCUUUUUUUGCAACACAAAUUCCUCUAUUAUAAAAUAGCAACCAUGGACGGAUAUCAACCUGAUGUGGAGCUCUCAGAUGAUCAUUAUGAUACCAAGAGACUAAACACAGAGAACAUUCCUUGUGUACUGACUUUGAUGAAGAUUGGAAACCCUUUCCUAGUAGUUCCAACACCAAAAGAAAAAUGCUGCAGCUUUUCUGGUAUUAAAAUGAUUACUGCUGUUAGGAAAAUUGACAGUUGUAAGACAUCAGCUAUGAUAUUCUUAAAGAUGGAACGAACUUUUAGAGAAAUAAAAUUUAAGCGAUGAUAUAAAUCUUCCAAGAGUUCACCUUUACUUAUC
Daphnia pulex (common water flea) is the source of this 635-nucleotide messenger RNA. Its product is annotated as exosome complex component RRP42-like. Lineage: Eukaryota; Metazoa; Arthropoda; Branchiopoda; Diplostraca; Daphniidae. The record is from RefSeq and is a predicted model, not a curated record. Bases 228 to 602 code for a protein of 124 amino acids. The transcript is spliced from 3 exons.